Molecule: messenger RNA, 1308 nt
Organism: Pelagomonas calceolata
Lineage: Eukaryota; Pelagophyceae; Pelagomonadales; Pelagomonadaceae
Source: the annotation of a GenBank genome assembly
UCGAGGUAAAAAUCGGCGCCGAGGCCGUACUGAGGCGUACCGCGCGCAUAAGGCGGCUUACGUAUUGCCGCAGCGCGCCACUGCACUGCGCACGCGCAUUGCUGGCCACCACUGGCGCCGUAAAGAACUCAGCGCUCAAGGCACUGACCCAGAAGAAUAAAUGCGACGCUGCUGUAUGCUCGCGUUGGUAGCUCGCGCGGCGCACGGUCUCGCAGCGCCGAGCCGGAACAAAGUCGUCUUCGUCGGCGCCGGUAGCUUCGGCUCGGCAAUGGCAUUGGUGGCAGCGAGAGCCCAGCCCGACGCCUCGAUCAAGAUCUGGGCGCGGCGCGACGCCGUCGUCGACGAGAUCAACGAUCAGCGCCGGAACGGCCGCUACCUGCCGGAGGACGCGGACCCGUUCCCGUCGAACGUCGAGGCGACGACGGACUUGCGAGGAGCCGUCUCGGAUGCGGACGUGGUAGUGCUGGCCGUGCCCGGCGAGUUUCUGGGGACGACGCUGGAGCAGAUCAACUUGGACGGAAAGGUCGCGAUCUCGCUCGUCAAGUCCGCACGCCAGAUAAAAGGAGACGUCGCGACGGUCUGCGAAGACGUCGAGGCGAAGUUCAAGACGUGCCGCGCGUGUGCGCUGUCCGGCCCGAACAUUUAUGGGUCAUUAGCUCGCGGCGAGUUCGCGGAAGCCACCGUCGGGGCGCUCGACGAAACGACGGCCGCCGAAGCCGCGCGCGUCUUCGCCAGCCCCGCGUUCCGCGUCGAUACGGUAGACGACCGGGCGGGCGUCGAGCUCUGUGGGGUCCUCAAGAACGUCGUCGCUUUGGGCUCUGGAUUCGCCGAUGCCGUUGCGGGCCCGAACGCGCGCGCCGCCCUCAUAAGAGCAGGCCUCGUCGAGAUCCACGCCUUAGCGUCGAGAUUGCGCGACGCCGAGCGGGCGACGUUCUUCGAGUCGCCGUGCGGCCUCGGCGAUUUAGUAUUGACGACGUCGUCUGGCCGCGGGCGCGUCCUGGCCAAGGCUUUCGCGAACGAUUCUGUGGAGGAGCCGGCCGAGGCGAAGUGGGCGCGCCUGGAAAAGGAGUUGUUUGACGGCAUGAAGCUGCCGGACUGGCACGCCGCCCAACUAGUCGGUGACGUGCUCGACGAGCGCGGCUGGCGCGGCGCCUUCCCGCUGCUGGCGUCGAUCAACGACGUGGCCUGGCGCGGGGCGCAGCCGGCGGCCGUCGUCGACGCGCUCCGCCCGCAGCCCGCGUUCGCGCGCUGAAGAAUUCGUAUCCUCCGACCCCCCCCCCGUUCUCAUCCGAUCGCCCUCCUCCCCCC